Aspergillus versicolor CBS 583.65 is the source of this 1434-nucleotide messenger RNA. Its product is annotated as FAD-binding oxidoreductase. The transcript is spliced from 6 exons. Lineage: Eukaryota; Fungi; Ascomycota; Eurotiomycetes; Eurotiales; Aspergillaceae. Gene Ontology annotation, molecular function: FAD binding; oxidoreductase activity. The coding region runs from base 1 to 1434 and encodes 477 amino acids. The record is from RefSeq and is a predicted model, not a curated record.
AUGCAUUUCCCUGGUAUCCUUCUUUUGACAGCUUUCUGGCUCUGUCAGGGCACUGCAGCUGGACCCAGAAAUGCAGCGGUUGAGCUAUCGAUUCCUGGAGAGAGCGAGUUCACAAAUGCGACGAUUAGAUGGACAGAGUACCGGGCCCCAUCAUACUCGGCCGCUUUGUCCAUUGGAUCUGAAGAAGACCUAGUCACGGCUGUCAAACUGGCCACUGCGCAUAACAUCCCGUUUCUGGCCACUGGUGGCCGUCAUGGCUAUAGUGGCACUUUGGGCGAUCUCCACGAUGGCCUCGCUCUCGACCUGAGUCCGCUGAACUCUAUAUCUAUUAAUGGCUCUGCUGGCACGCUCACCGUUGGGCCGGGGGUGCGUGUAAGCGAGAUAUACGAUCCCGUUUUUGAAGCAGGAUAUCAGAUACAAACUGGUAUUUGCAGCUGCGUCGGUAUGAUUGGUCUCACCCUUGGAGCCGGCAUUGGACGCCAGCAGGGCUCAAAUGGUCUGGUGCUUGAUGCUCUCCUCUCUGCCCGCGUCGUCACGGCCUCUGGUGAGGUCGUCGAAGCCUCUAAAACCUCCAACCCGGAUCUCUUUUGGGCUAUUCGAGGCGCCGGUCCCAACUUUGGCAUCGUCUCAUCUGCGACAUACCAGCUGUAUCCAUUGUCGGGGACAUUCACAAGCAUCGACCUCGCUUUCCCAGCCCGUCUCAAUUCCUCCUUCUUCCAAGCCCUCGCCGACUUUAACCUCACUGAGAACUGGGCAAUAGCGACGUACAUAUUCUACGAUACUGCCAGUAACAAAACCGGCCUAAGAGCAAGCUGCGUAUACCACGGUCCCCAAGCCGAAGCCAUCCAUCUCCUCACCCCGAUCCUUGAUCUAGGACCCAAAGAAAAGAACAUCACCGAACUCCCCUGGAGCCGCCUCACAGCGGAGGGCUCCUUCGGGUUAGAUGCCAGCAUCUGUACCCCAGGCGGACAGCAUGAGCUCUUCGCCGCGAACCUGCGCCACCGCAAUACCUCGGCGUGGGUGUCUAUGUUCAACGCCAUGGACGAGCUAUAUGCUUCGACACCUGGUGCACGUCAGGGGACAGUGCUUUUCGAGGCGUGGUCGAAUCAGGCUAUGAUGGCUGUGCCGGAUGAGGAAACGGCUUAUCCGUGGCGGGAUACGCAGGUUUAUGUGAGUGUUCAGAAUGCCUGGACCGAGGGAGACGACGGUGCUAGAGAUGCAGCUGCUGCGACUGCACAGGCUAUCCGGGAGGAACUGGCGGCAACAUCUGGGUAUGGAGGGCUUGCGGUUUAUCUGAAUUAUGCGCAUGGGGAUGAGACGAUUGAAGAGGUUUAUAGCGAGAGGAAGCUGCCCAGGCUGGCGGAGCUGAAGAGGAUGUAUGAUCCUGAUAAUGUGUUUCGGUAUUAUCAUGCGCUGCCGACUGCUUAUCCUUGA